AACCUUUACUUUGAAGUUGCGACACAACCAAAACACCGGAAAUAAGCGUGAGUGCGGAAGUAUUGAUGACCCCGUGUAACGUGUCCAAACUAGGAAGUUAAAGCAGAUUAAAAUGGUUUUCGUAUAAGUCAAAUAAGCAGGGACAUUUACGGAGUUGGCAGCUGCAACCUCGGGUUAAAUUUGUUUAUUUUUGCAGUGCGGACCUUUCUCUGUGUUAGAUUCUCCGGAGUGUCGGCCGGGUCGUGCUCCGACAGGUGAGCCAUGCAACCCAGCCGCACGUAAGGAUGGAAAACCUGCGCUCUAGGCUGAAGCUGGGGAGCAAAGCAAAGGACGUGAAGCUGAGGAAACGGAGGUCCCUGCUUUACUCCAAGGAGGAUGGGAGACUUUUAAACCACGGUUUACUGAAGGUGGUUCUCUUCACUGUGGUGUUCAGGCUGGUUAACUGUGUCCUGGUCCAGACCAGCUUUGUCCCUGAUGAGUACUGGCAGUCCCUGGAGGUGGCCCAUCGGAUGGUCUUUAAAUAUGGGUAUCUAACCUGGGAGUGGAAAGCAGGAAUCAGAGGAUUCUCAUUCCCAUUGUUCUUUGCAUUCCUGUACAAAAUACUACACCUUCUAAACUACGACACAGUCCAUCUCCUGAUUUGGCUUCCUCGAGUGGUUCAAGCUCUCCUGGCUGCCUUGGCUGACGUGAAACUCUACCUGCUCAUCCGAACACUGGAAACUCAGGACGUCUCAAGAUGGACGUUCUUUUGCCAGCUGUGCUCCUGGUUCUCCUGGUUCUGCUGCACCAGGACUCUGACGAACACCGCUGAGACCACCCUCACCUGUUUGGCUCUGUUCCACUUCCCUCUGCCGGGGUCCAAAACUUACAGCAGUAAAAAGUACUUGUCUCUGGUGGCCUUGGCUGUGCUUGUGCGUCCGACGGCCCUGGUUGUCUGGUUUCCUCUGCUGAUGUUCCAUUUCUGGCAGGAGGAGAACAAACUGAGACUCAUCACUCGUUGCUACGUUCCUAUAGGGAUUUUGGCAGUUCUGAUUUCAGCGCUGAUCGACUGUCUGUUCUACGAAAAGUGGACUUUGGUGCAGCUCAACUUCAUAAAGUUCAACAUCCUGCACGGUGUGGCAGAUUUCUACGGCUCCCAUCCCUGGCAUUGGUACUUCAGCCAGGGCUUCGCCGUCGUCAUCGGCCCCCAUCUUCCUUUCUUUCUACAUGGAUGCAGCCUCGGCUUCAGGAAAUACAGAAUCCUGCUGGCCACAGUUCUGUGGACUGUUGUUGUUUACAGUUUCCUUCCUCACAAAGAGUUCAGGUUCAUCUACCCUGUACUGCCAUUCUGCAUGAUCUUCUGCGGAAUAUCUUUGGCUCAUCUCAAAGCGUGGCGGCGACCAGCUGCAGCCUUCCUCUUGGUGUCCAACCUGGUUCUGGCUCUGUAUACGGGUCUGAUACACCAGCGAGGCACUCUGGAUCUCAUGAGCCACCUUCAGAGGCUUUGUGAGGUCGGCAGCGACUCCGCCCGCCCGCAGUCCGAUGUCUUCUUCCUCAUGCCCUGUCACUCAACACCCCUCUACAGCCACGUCCACUGUCCUCUGAAGAUGAGGAUCCUGGAGUGUCCUCCAGACCUCGGCGAGGACGGCUACGCUGAAGAAGCUGCACAGUUUUACAGCAAUCCUCUCAUCUGGCUCUGGACUGCCUUUCCAUACAAAUCCUCCCUGCCGACACAUCUGGUUCUGUUUGACGUUUUGGAAAAGGAAAUUUCCACGUUCCUGCAAGCGAAUAACUUCACGAGGACAGCAGAGAUAUUUCACACUCACGUUCCCGAGGGAAGAGUUGGAGGAAGCAUCUUUAUUUAUGAAAGGCACUGAAAAAAAAAAAACCCUAGCAGAAACACCAAGGAAAAUGUAACAAUUUAUUACUGUAAUAAAUAUUUUAAACUCCAA
Molecule: messenger RNA, 1931 nt
Organism: Poeciliopsis prolifica (blackstripe livebearer)
Lineage: Eukaryota; Metazoa; Chordata; Actinopteri; Cyprinodontiformes; Poeciliidae
Gene: pigb
Product: phosphatidylinositol glycan anchor biosynthesis, class B
Exons: 12
Coding region: 285-1856 (523 amino acids)
Biological process (GO): GPI anchor biosynthetic process
Cellular component (GO): endoplasmic reticulum membrane
Molecular function (GO): alpha-1,2-mannosyltransferase activity
Source: RefSeq, a predicted model, not a curated record